This is a messenger RNA of Onthophagus taurus, 1377 nucleotides long. RefSeq names its product GPN-loop GTPase 2. Gene Ontology annotation, cellular component: cytoplasm. The record is from RefSeq and is a predicted model, not a curated record. Lineage: Eukaryota; Metazoa; Arthropoda; Insecta; Coleoptera; Scarabaeidae. Gene Ontology annotation, molecular function: GTPase activity.
AAUACCGUUACAAUGCAUAAUGGAUUUAUCCGGUAUGCUUAAUCAAAUGUCUUUAAAAAACGAGGAAGAACCAUUUGGUGAAUCAAAUAUUAAAAUAUCUAAAGAGAUUAUAGACGAAAUUCAAACGGAUAUUGCGUAUUGUGAGUUUACUAAUCAAUUAUUUUUGAUUAUUACUCAAUUUGGAAAGGCUGGAUCUUGUUUGAAAAUUGCUAAAGAACGCUUGGAAACUGACAUUGGGGUUGAGUUCGUUUACAAAGUGGAUCAAAUUUUUGGUGAUAUCACUAUUGAACAAGAAACGACAGCAAGAUAUUUAGCUCAAUAUUUAGAUAUAAAGAAGCCUUUGUUGAUAUUUGUUAAUCUUACGAAAUAUAAUAAGGAAACUGUUAAAGAAAUUGGUUGUUGUAUAAAAAAGGUAAUCUCGUAAGAAAAUAAAGAAUGUCGUUAAAGAAAUGUAUUAAAUCUUUCGAUAAUAUUUAUGGACAAGUAAUAAUAGGACCACCGGGUUCAGGAAAAACAACAUAUUGCAAUCAAAUACACACUUUUUACAAAGAAAAAUUAAAUAGAAAAGUUGAAAUAAUCAAUUUAGAUCCAGCUAAUGAGAAUGUUCGAAAAGCAACUGUUGAUAUUAUGGAUUUAAUAACUGUGGAUGAAGUAAUGACUAAUUUAUCUUUAGGCCCAAAUGGAGCUUUGAUGUAUUGUAUGGAAUAUUUAGAACAAAAUUAUGAUUGGCUUUUAGAUAAAUUAAACAGCAUCAAACAUUCCUACUUACUUUUCGAUAUGCCUGGGCAAGUUGAACUUUACACUCAUCAUAACUCAAUCAAAAAUAUUUUUGCUAAACUUGAACCAUUGGGUUACCAUUUAUGUGCAGUUCAUAUGGUUGAUUCUCAUUACUGUUCUGAUCCAUCCAAAUUUAUCUCUACUUUAUUACUUUCGUUGUCUACAAUGCUACAAAUUGGAUUACCACAUGUUAAUGUUUUAAGUAAAGCUGAUCUUUUACGCAAAAAUUCUGAAAAACUAGAUUUUGGUGUCGAUUUUUACACAGAUGUAUUGGAUUUAAAAUAUUUACUUGAAUUAUUAGAUGAUGGCCCAUUUACAAAGAAAUAUAAAAAGUUGAACGCAUCAUUAAUAGGAUUAAUUGAAGAUUACAGUUUGGUUUCUUUCAUUCCUGUUGAUAUCAAAUCAGAAAGGAGUUUAUUAAAUCUAAAAAAUGCUGUUGAUAAGGCAAAUGGAUAUGUUUAUGGGAGUGGUGAAGAAAGAAGCAUUCAAGCAUUAUUAGCAUGUGCAGUUGGGGCAAGGACUGAAACUGAACGUUUUGAUGUUGAUUUUGUCUAAAUCAUCAUUUAUAUCCUUGUCAAAAUAACACAUUGUGUAACUUUA